Messenger RNA from Anas platyrhynchos (mallard), 1768 nucleotides. It is a transcript of the gene ANXA7, whose product is annotated as annexin A7. Gene Ontology annotation, cellular component: plasma membrane; cytoplasm; vesicle membrane. The record is from RefSeq and is a predicted model, not a curated record. Gene Ontology annotation, molecular function: calcium-dependent phospholipid binding; phosphatidylserine binding; calcium ion binding. Lineage: Eukaryota; Metazoa; Chordata; Aves; Anseriformes; Anatidae.
GCCUGGCCCCACAGCCUCCAUUUUGCGGGGCGGCUGCGGGACAGAGGCCGGCGGCUCCGCGGCUUCCCUCAGAAUGUCAUACCCAGGCUAUCCCCCUUCUGGCUACCCUGGUUUCCCUGGCUAUCCUGCUGAGAAAGGUUAGACUACCGCUAUGGAAGUGGAUCUCACUGUACUAUGGGCACAGUAAUCUGGGGCUAAGAAAUAUUGGAGCAACCAAACCUGAGGAAAACAUCUGAGCCAACAGGGCAGGAGUCUGUCUAUCCACCAGCUGGUCAGUACACCUACCCUGCAGGAUACCCCCCUGCAGGAGGAGGGACCUACCCUGCGGCACCACCAAAUGCUGGGUAUCCAGGGGCAGCGGGAUAUCCUGCCCCAGGGGGCUACCCUGGAGCUCCCCAGGCUGGAGGAAUGCCAUCUUACCCUGGAGCCCCUGCAGGCCCUGGGUUUGGUGUGCCUCCUGCUGGCCCUGCCUUUGGUGGCUAUCCCCAGCCUCCUGUCCAAAGCUAUGGUGGAGGUGGACCAGCGCAAAUUCCAGACUAUAGUGGUGGACAAGCACCGUCACCAAUGCCUGGUCUGCCUGCAGCAACGGUUCAGUAUACCCAGGGCACAAUUCAAGCUGCUCCAAACUUUGAUGCUAACAGGGAUGCAGAAAUUCUGCGCAAAGCUAUGAAGGGGUUUGGAACUGAUGAGCAGGCUAUCAUCAAUGUUGUAGCUAACCGCUCCAAUGAUCAAAGGCAAAAAAUCAAGGCAGCCUUCAAGACUAUGUAUGGCAAGGAUUUAAUUAAAGAUCUGAAAUCUGAAUUAAGUGGAAAUGUGGAAGAAUUGAUUCUAGCACUCUUCAUGCCUAGCACCUACUAUGACGCCUGGAGUUUACGUCAUGCGAUGAAGGGAGUAGGCACCCAGGAGAGAGUGCUGAUUGAGAUCCUUUGCACGAGGACAAAUCAGGAAAUACGAGACAUAGUGAACUGCUAUAAGUCAGAAUUUGGAAGGGAUAUCGAACAAGACAUCAGAGCAGACACUUCUGGACACUUUGAACGAUUACUUGUAUCUAUGUGCCAAGGGAAUCGGGAUGAGAAUCAAAAUGUGGAUUAUCAAAAAGCUCAAGAAGAUGCUCAGCGUCUUUACCAAGCAGGAGAAGGAAAACUUGGGACUGAUGAAUCAUGCUUUAAUAUGGUUCUGGCAAGCAGAAGUUUUCCCCAAUUAAAAGCAACAGUUGAGGCAUACUCGAGGAUUGCUAAUCGUGAUUUGUUAAGCAGCAUCGAUCGAGAAUUUUCUGGAAACGUGGAACGUGGCUUGAAGGCUAUUUUGCAAUGUGCUUUAAAUCGCCCAGCCUUUUUUGCAGAAAGACUUUAUUAUUCUAUGAAAGGAGCUGGCACGGAUGAUUCCACUCUCAUCAGGAUUAUAGUCACUCGCAGCGAGAUUGAUCUUGUGCAAAUUAAACAGGUGUUCUCACAAAUGUAUCAGAAGACUUUGGCUUCAAUGAUAUCAAGUGAUACAAGUGGUGAUUACAGGCGUUUGCUACUGGCAAUUGUUGGUCAAUAGAAGAGGAUUAUCUGUUCGUUGGUUUUCAUUUUUAAAACAAACUGGAGGACAUGUAACAUGCUUUAUGCAGACACUGACCCCUUGUGCGUAAAAGAGUAAUUUUAAACACUAUAUAAUCAAAGAUGCCUUCUUGGUGAUUUAAUAAGCUUUUUGCACUUACCCUUGCCUUAAAUUUACAGCACAUAAUAUUCUUUAUUGUAUAAUAAAAGAUGUAUCUUGUCUAUUA